AUGUGGGAUGCCUGUGUACACUCUGAUCAAGGUGCUUCGUUCAAGGAAAAACAUCUCAAGGAUUCCCUUACACAGAAAGGAGUAGCGACCAGUAAAACUACUUUCCAUCCAAUUGACAGUGGACAGGCUGCAAGGCCCAAUGGGACAUUAUGGAAAGCAAUUCACUUACUCCUUGAGUCUCAUAAUCUGCCAGUUCAGCAUUGGGAAUCAGUCCUUGCUGAUGUACUACACUCAGUUAGAUCACUUCUGUCCACAUCUACAAUCUUUUUGAAGUUCUCUACCCUCAUGGCUUAUGUCUCCAGGAGAUUUGUUUGGGUCAAUAAGACUGAACCUUGGGUGGACGAAGUCGGACUCGUGUGGGUGCUAAUCCCACAUAUUCCUGAUAAAACUGCGGAAGUGACCAAAAAUCAAGUGGCAAAGCGUCAGGCUGAGGAGGAACUCGAACUAACCCUCUCACGUAUCACCACCCUUACGAUCAAGCCUUCGUCUCGAGUCAACACAGCUCAUAGGAGAGAAAAACAACGAUCAUUAAUAAGGCACUUCAGUAGUUCACUAUUACCAGCGGAGAAGGAUAGUUGGAGGACAGCCCACAACAUUGCACGAAUAUCCUUGGCAAGUUGCACUGACAUCACCUACGGAAACCAGGCCAUUCUGCGGUGGAUCUAUCAUCUCAGACCAGUGGAUCAUGACAGCAGCUCAUUGUGUCUUUGGAUUACAACCAUCAAGUGUCAUUGUCGUGAUUGGAGAGCACAACUGGGCACAACAACGGAAACAAGCGUAACACAGAACAGAUCAGUAUCACAAAUCAUCGUGUAUGAGUGUUACAACCGUACUAGUUAUCUUGACAGCGACAUUGCAUUGAUCAAGCUCACAAGUCCAAUUGCUUUCCCAGCUGACAACAAGAUCGCUCCUGUGUGUCUUCCAGAUGCUGGCAAUUUGUACGAGAAUGUAGCUGCUACUAUUACAGGCUGGGGACAAAUCUUUUUAGGUGGUCCCCAAAAUUUUAACCUGUAUGAGGUGGAUGUGGUAACAGUCAACAACGAGCAAUGUCAACUAGAUAAUCUACCCUAUCAAGUCACAACCAACAUGAUCUGUGCUGGGAAUGCUGCAGGAGGAAAUGGCACUUGUAAGGGCGACUCUGGAGGAGCACUAGUGACAUAUGGCAAUACGGCCCAGACGUACAUGUUCCAGAUAGGAAUCGAUUCCUGGGCCAUCGGGUGUUCACUUCCAAAUAAACCCACGGUGUACACCCGAGUUAGCAUAUUUCUACCCUGGAUUGCCACGAACACAGCAGGUUCUACAUACCUCCCCAGGCCAUGAAAAGUAUCUAGGCUACUCGCAAAGUGGAACAAUGAAAGCCGACGUCAUUGGAAUUUCUCUUCAUGAUUGGAUUUAUCAUUUAUUUGCAUUUGGAAUUUGCUAUGGCAUAAAAUAAAUCUUUUAGAUUAUUGAAGCAUAAUAAAAAAUUGGUCUUCCAAACACAUUGGUCAUUUAUUUUCCC
Macrobrachium nipponense is the source of this 1501-nucleotide messenger RNA. Its product is annotated as transmembrane protease serine 11D-like. Gene Ontology annotation, biological process: proteolysis. Gene Ontology annotation, molecular function: nucleic acid binding; serine-type endopeptidase activity. The record is from RefSeq and is a predicted model, not a curated record. Lineage: Eukaryota; Metazoa; Arthropoda; Malacostraca; Decapoda; Palaemonidae. The coding region runs from base 1 to 1320 and encodes 439 amino acids. The transcript has 8 exons.